Molecule: messenger RNA, 4302 nt
Organism: Cylindrotheca closterium
Lineage: Eukaryota; Bacillariophyta; Bacillariophyceae; Bacillariales; Bacillariaceae
Source: the annotation of a GenBank genome assembly
AUGACAGCAUCUUCUGCCGCUUCUACUCCUAAGUACAACCAGACUCCUGAGAAGGCGCUAGAAGAAAAAAUACUGAAACAAGUUCUCGCAAAGAUCCAAGAAUUUAAAGAUGACACUGAUUCCAAGAUUCGUAUGUCUAUCACCUCGAGAGGUUCCAAUGCGUUAGUCCCAUGGACAUGCCUUCAGACGAAUAAUCACGCUGCAAACAAUGCCAGUAUUCCAGCAGCUGACGAUCCGUCCAACUUUAAGCUCCCCAAAGAUGUAAACUCAAUUCUGGCCACUUCGUCUUGGUGCUCAGUUCCCUUCUGGAUUUCAAUGUUUGUAAUUUUUGGAUUCCAAUACCUUUUGCUUCUUCUUCUGUUGGCUAAUCAGGUCGAUAUCAAUUCGGAUGACAAUCCAUUGAAUCUCCCGGCAAAUGUUGAGACACCGGUCCGUAUCAGCCAAGUGCUGUUGCUUGCCAUUGCCUUGUUUAGUCAAGAUGAUCUCUUGGUUGGAAUCGAGUCAUUUUUUGAUGGAAUGCCCGAUUACUUUCGUGGUAACAUUCGUUCGGUGAACAUGACACUUGUUCAAUGGCGGCUGUCAUCAAUUAUACGAUUGUUUCAAGGACUUUUGAACCUUCUUGCUGCUUUUGUGUUAUCGAUUCAGGCCGAGACAAUCCCAGAUGUUUUGCUCAACGUACUCGGAGUCGGAUUCAUUUCAAAUCUUGACGAGCUAGCGUUCAGUCUUGCAAUGAAAGGGUACUUUGGACAAUCGAUGAAGAUGUCGACUGAAGAUGUUUCUGUUGUCGAGUUUUAUCGCGAUGCAACCAGAACUCAGAAUACCAAAUCAUCGCUGCUUGCCAAACUCAAAGACAACGUACACAUUAUUAUGGUCUUUGCUGUGUUACUCGCGAUGCUUGUGGCCUUUAGCAUUUUUUCGUCGCAGCAAAAUGCGGGAAUGUAUUCAGAGCAAGACAUUCAGAUUGAAUUUGGAGAUGAAAUUCUGCCCUUCCUUGGACUUUUCAACGGUUGCUACAAGGCUUCCAAAUCAAAUAAACAUGCCUCUGGGCGAUUGAUGUACGAGCAAGUCAGUUUCUCAAAAGGCGGGAAGUUUGGGUUCUGCUCCGACUUUGGAGAAGGCAAUGGUGGAUGGGCCUUUUUCAUUGGCGAGUCGGGAGAUGUAUGCGAUAAUCACAUUGUGCGCUCUGGCGACACAUCGACCUUUAGUCUGCUGGAAGCCGCAACGACCAAGUGGUAUACUUCAGAUGAUCUUCCAUUGGAUUACUUAGAGAUUACUGAAAUCAAGACAGCAUCUGCUGAAUGUGGACAGUCAAUGCUUCGCACUACGACUGACGCUUGCCCAUCCAUCUUGGCUUUCGAUUCGCUCACCAUGUCGAAAAUGGCGCUGAAUAAAGAUGAUCUGGAGUCUCGACCUGUAUUGGAUGCAUCAGUCUCUCACCCGAUAUAUUACUACAACGUAAGCGAAGUCGGAAUCUUUGAUUUUCUGUUCUUUACUGGCCGAAGAUGGAUACGAACUCAAUCCGAUCACAUCGCUACCCUCGGAAACGAAACAAGUCUGCCCGAUAUUCGAGAUUUCUUUGUUGUCAAUGAUGGGCUCUUCACUUUAAUCAACGAACUGAGAACAUCCUCCGACGAUCGAUCCGAGUGGGUGACUGCAGUGAGUGAAAUUGUGGACUCCAAGAGAGAUCAAGGAUCACCUCUUGGGCUUCAGUGGUACGUUCCUCGCUACGACACUACCGAUGAUGCGAACGAAGAAGGCGACAGCCGGGGUUAUCUCCAAAGGAACUUUCCGUCAGCUGAUCUUGCCAGACCAAUUGAUUCAGUCAUGACAUGUCUUCAUUGCAACGAAGAAUCCAAUCCUUGCCGAUACGAGGGGUUCUGUGAUAAUGGCAGUGGCAUUUGCGCUUGCCAACACGGUGCAGAGGGCAAGCUAUGUCAAAUACGGCCACUUGGAAAUGGAGUUUGCAAUGUGUACUUUAAUAGUGCGGAACAUCAAUACGAUGGGGGCGAUUGUUGUGCUGGGACUUGCUUUGGAGCACAAUGUGGAGAGGACGAUCUACCUAAUCCGUUCUUGGAUGCUAGUGUAUUGACCAUCCGCCAAGGAUUCUCAGGGGUUGAAACGGUUUACACGUUCCAAAAUGUGACAGAGGACUGGAAAAACACCUAUCGUGGAACGGAAUUUGGAUUCGGUGUGGAUAUCAACGACGAUGAGCUGAGUUUUGACUUCGCCCCACUACGGUACAAGCACUGUAUCGAUCCGAACACAGCAUUACUCUCGAUCAAAAUCGAACCAUACCAGGAUCGGUGGGAUGGCCAUAGGCAUUCGCAGUUCCAAGGUAUAUUAGUGCGAUGCGGUGGCAAGAUGUACUUGCGAAUGCCAGAAUUUUCGUUGAACGCGAUCGAUGAUUCUGGUACUUUCAUCGAAAGAGUCCGCAUUCCGUACGGCGCAGAUUGCGAGAUCGAGUUCCCCAAUGAACGUACUCCUUAUUUCACUGCAGUGUCUAUUCUUAUGGAGAACGAGUCAGUGCCAUUUAUACAGCAACAACACAUUCUUGGCUCGUACCCAGAGCCAAUCAACGUCCGGAUUCCAGAAUCAAGUUGUGUAUGGAAUGGGUUUGUCGCCAAUCGUUUCUCUGUAUCGUCAUUCACGGAAGCGACGUAUUAUAACAUGCCAGACACAUCUCUUGGCUGGAAUGAGUACAUGUCGGGAGACGACUAUGAUAGUUUCGCAGAAGGUGGACAGUUAGAUGCUAUUUGCGAAAGAGAUCAGGAUGAAGUGUUCGAUCGAUAUGUAUUAUGGAAAAUUUCAAAUUCGACUUUUAUGGACCUAUCACAAAACUUUAUUAGCCACGUAUGUGAUGGUCUAUGGAAAGAGGAUGUGAUGUCUGUCGCUUGCAGGGGUCGUCGAGUCAGCGAACUUGCCGUUGAUAUUGAUGUCAUUAUACAGUCAGAGGUUGAAGGUGUAAUCAAGUUAUUGAUGUAUGUGAACGAGUUAGAGCAUGUCGGUUUAAUCGCUAUUCGAAAUGAGACACAUAAAUCUACGGCUCUUGAUAUGCUAUCAACGCUUCCUCUUUUGACAAGUCUUGAUAUGUCUGAUGGCGUCUUGUCGUCCAUUCCAUCGCAGAUUACAAAGUUGAAAUCACUGACAAAGUUGAACUUGAAUGAGAAUAGGUUGACCUCUCUAUCGGCGAUUGGUAGUUUGACAUCCCUGGAAGAUCUGAACUUGAAUGGCAAUGGUUUGAUGUCUCUACCUUCCGAAAUUGGUAGUUUGACUUCCCUAACAAAUCUGGACUUGCAUUACAAUGACUUUCCUACUCUCCCUUCAGAAAUUGGAAGUUUGACUUUAAUAACAAACUUGAACGUGGGAGAGACCUUAUUGAUGUCUCUACCAACUGAGAUUGGACGUUUGACAUCACUAACAAGGUUAGAGCUACACGAAAGCCGAUUGACAUCGCUCCCCUCCGAGAUUGGUUUUUUGACAUCACUAGGAUUGAUCGGCCUCGAUGAAAACGGCUGCUCCUCUCUACCAUCUGAAAUUGGCAAUUUGGCAUCAUUGACUGACCUGGAUAUGGAAUGGAACGGACUGGUAUCUCUUCCCUCCGAGAUUAGAGGUUUGACGUCACUCUCACGCUUGAACUUGCGACACAACGAGUUGACAUCACUCCCAUCGGAGUUUGGAAGGCUGACACUAUUAACAGACCUGAACUUGUAUGAUAACCGAUUGGCAUCUCUUCCAACUGAGAUCGGUAGUCUGACACUCAUAUCAAGCUUGAGCUUGGGACUUCACCAGUUGGCUUCACUGCCCUCCGAGAUUGGAAGUUUGACAUCAUUAUCAUAUCUGGACUUGGUUGAGAACCAAUUGACAUCUAUCCCUUCCGAGAUUGGAAGCUUGACAUUGCUAAGAAUGCUGGGCCUGAGCGAAAAUCAAUUGGCAUCUGUUCCUUCUGAGAUCGGAAGCUUGGCAUUGUUGACCAAGCUUGCCCUUGAAUCAAACCAAUUGACAUCACUCCCUUCAGAGAUUGGAAGUUUGGCAUUAUUGACAAGCUUGCGCCUAGAAUCAAACCAAUUGACAUCGCUUCCUUCGGAGAUUGGAAGUUUGAGAUUACUAACUUGGCUGAGCUUAUAUGACAAUGAGCUCACGUCUCUGGUUUCUCUCCCUUCCGAGAUUGGAAAUUUGACAUCAUUGACAAAGCUUGACUUGCGUCAAAAUCCAAUAAAAUCGUCAAUGGAUUCUGUGCCAAGCGAGAUUCAAAGACUUAUUUCCUUUGGUUUGAAUGUAUGCAUUGGAGAUGUCCCUUGCUAA